Messenger RNA from Podarcis lilfordi (Lilford's wall lizard), 3682 nucleotides. NCBI's taxonomy places the organism in Eukaryota, Metazoa, Chordata, Lepidosauria, Squamata, Lacertidae. The record is from the annotation of a GenBank genome assembly.
ACUGGCUGAAUUAGUCACGCUGACAGGCGUCCGGCUGGCCCAGUAGAGCUUCUCCGAGCCGGCGUCUGAUUGGCCAGUUCGGAGACACGGCGGCAGGCCCCCGGAGGGAAGCUUGGUUGCGCGGACACCAGUUACAUAGCGCUGGGUACGGGGUGCCCUUGGGCUCAGUCUGCGGAACUCUUGACGGGAGAACGCGCGGCGGCGGUUUUGCAUCCCUUCCUCUACUUUGCGUGGUAAUGAAUGGGGGAGCGGGAGCCUCUCGUGUGAGGAAUGGAGGGGGGCACCCCAUACCCCGAACCGGAGGAGCGGGAUUAGGGGAGAAGCAGAAGCCUGCGCUGUAGGCCGGGCAGGGAGGAGAAGCGGGUCGAGGCGGGAGCGGGCUGUGUGGAAGGCCAAGGUCAGGCAGGUGAGCCCGGGGAGAGAGGCCGGACCGCCUCCACGUGGCCUGGAGCAGGAGCGCGGCGGGCGGCGGAAUCGCGGCCCUUCAUGGCCUCCCCCCUCCCCCCGGUCAUCGCCCUGGAAGGGGCUGUAGAUGCAGCCCCUGCAGCGGCCCUUCCCUUCCACGGGCGGUGGAGACGCCGGUGUCUCCUGCCGGAGGGACGCGGCGUCCCCAGAGGCCCCGCAGCGCUGACUCAUAGGCGGCGAUUUUAUCAGGUUUCGAGCAUGCGCCCUUAUGCAAGAUAAGGAAGAGGCGGCUGCUGCUGCUGCUUUCUGGGCAUCUUUCGACCUUGUGAAGCUCCACAUAAAGCCGAAAAGGAAGGCACAGGUCGUUGACCUCAAUGAAAGAGGCCGCCCGAGAAAAGAACAUUGCUGCGCGCCGGUUUGACCCCCCGCGUGAACUCGUGCCCUUCAUCCCGCCCUUAAGCAAAGCUGUUAGCGCGGCCUGGAGCUUCCCGCCGAAAACCAAGCAUGGCUAAAGGCACAGGGUGAACUUGGUCCCUAGAUAUAUAGGGCGUCCAUAUGAUCACACCGAACAGCAGGGAUUAGCAGUCUCUAUUUGCUAGCCACUCACAAAUACGGGGUUGGUAUUUAAAAGAAGAAAUUUUAAAUGCAUAUAUACAUAUACAUACAUGUGCUAUAUGUAUUUUAAAUCUAUCCUUUUGUUUACCAACUCCAUAUUUGUGAGGGUGGCUGGCAAAGAGAGACUGCUCGUCCCUGCUGUUCAGUGUGAUCUUGUGGAUGCUCCCUUAACUCUGUGAAACAGGAGACUUGAGAAGGAAGGCAUGCUUUGUUCCAACAUUACAGUGCCUCUCUCACUUACCUCUGUAACACGGACAAUUUUCCUGGUGUCACUGUCCUAACCACAGUUUUUGAGACUGCCCCCAAACUGAGAGGGAAGAUGAGAAAUAACACUUAGCAUGACCCUUAUUUCCUCAACAGGUUUGGCAGUAGUGGGUCCUGUUGAGGAAAUAAGGCACUGUAAUGUUGGAACACCUCUUGCUUAACAAUUUCAGCCAUGUGCAUGUUGAUUUGGAAGCAAGAACCUCCCAAGUAAAGUACAUAGGAUUGUAGCGUUGCACAAUAACAGUGUCACGAACAACUUAGCUUGCCCUGAUUGUAUCCUGGGUAUGAUGACACUACAGGAAUAUAGAUUACUAUGAAUCAGACAGAAUUGAAUAUAUCUGAUACCUUGUUUUAUGCAGACAAGCUCUUUGAUAUUCACUUAUGCUAUCUUACUCUAGAACAAAUGCUCCAAACAAAUUUCCUGAGAUAGUUUUGAACCCCAGGGACAGACCAUUUUCUUCUUUAAUGUUUCAUUUUAACAUGUAACAUUAGUAAAACCUAAUAGCUUUUGAAAGUUGAUCUACUGUUCAUAGCCAUUGGCUUUAAAAUGCAUUGUUUUGUGCUUCGUUUUUUGUUUUCUUUAUGGCCGCUUUUAGAAGUACCCGGAUCUUUGCAUUCUUACUGCGUUUCUCAUUCACUUCAGAUGAGCCCAACUGACCUUGAAAUGUUUAAGAUUGUAUGAUGAUCUUGUUUUUCUUCAGCAGUGACCAUGGGAGACGUUGAGAAGGGCAAGAAGAUCUUUGUUCAGAAGUGUUCGCAGUGCCACACAGUUGAGAAGGGAGGCAAGCACAAGACUGGCCCUAACCUUCAUGGUCUUUUUGGCCGAAAGACUGGUCAGGCCGAAGGUUUCUCUUACACAGACGCCAACAAAAGCAAAGGUAAAAUGGAAGUGUCCUGUUAGCUUUGCAAAUCAGAUUGCAGGAAAACUAGCAGCAGUCAAUAGGGAGGACAUAGUUGUAACAUAGAAUGCAUGCUCACUCCCAUGACCAGGGCAUUCUGGAAUGUGCUCUGCAUCUUUCCAAAACUCAACCAGUCCCACUUCAUUGCCUGUUAUGUGCCCUGCUUUUAGGUCAUCAAGGAAAGGUGGCUAGGGAGUCAACCACAGCUUAUCAGGAUGCAGAGGAGGAAGGUCGGCUCUGUGUGCAUGGCACCAGUGGGAGUGCUGGAUUGGCUCCACUGGUGCAUCCACAGAGCACUGACCUUGUCCCAGCAGUGGUGUGGCAGGACUCCAGGUACAUGCUGCUGCCACUCCUGCCUGCUUUCAAGAAUUAACUUGCCAUUUAAUUUCUGUUCUCUCUGGGGUCAGCUUCCUAACUUCUUCUUUGCAGCAGCUUUGAGCUGCCAUUUAAUCCUGAGACAGCCCACACUAGAUUAGUGUCUCUCUUGCAACUCCCAGCUCCAUACCUAUUUGUGCAGGUUAGCUGGCAAAAAAUUGUUUGCCAAGUAAAGAGCCAUAGAAACACCACCUAGUGGUUGCAUGCAGUGGGCAGGCUUUUAGGUUUUGACUGUCAUGAGAAUGAGCAAUUUCAGAGUUCCUAAAACAAAAAUACUGAGGACCUCAUCUUAACAAAUGCCCACUUAGGGAAAGAUUUUGCCAUGCAUUGCACGGCAAUUUACUGCUUAUGCGUGUAUUGGCUUUUAUCUAAUAUAGCAUGGAAUUUUACAGGUAGCAUCAUGACUGUACAAACAAGCAGGGUUGAGCAGGAAGUGUAGACUCCCAUCAUGUGCUUUCAGUUCAGGGCCAGUAACAACAUCUUUAAGAGUAAUGCCUCAGUGACUGGUCUUAAAAGUUAUCGGUUCAUGUCCUGAUUGCCUAAUUUGUCUGUCCAAAUCUGCUGGUGGUUUUAAAUAUAAAAUGAACCAUAUGACAUGGUUUUCAACAUUGGACCAAAGUAUUGAAAUGGGGGGGGGAGGGUUGUUGGAUUCUUUAUAUAGAAAACACCUUGUUAAAUACUGUUGUUGUUUCCUAGGUAUAACCUGGGGAGAAGAUACACUGAUGGUUUACUUGGAAAACCCCAAGAAGUAUAUUCCAGGAACCAAGAUGAUAUUUGCUGGCAUUAAGAAGAAGGGGGAGAGGGCAGAUUUAAUAGCAUACCUGAAGGAGGCCACUUCUAACUAAUGGCUUCUGCUGCCUUAUUUAUUUCACCAUACAAAUGGAAAUGACUCUCUGAUGAGAUUGGUUUUUAAACUUUCUAUUUUUACAUGUAUUAUAUUGUAACAACUUCAAAAAGCCUUCUCGUCAGCCAGAGAACUUUUGAUCAUGAAUGGUUGCUAACAUAUGUACUUGUUCUUGUAUUAUAAUUUAUAGAAUUAUGCAAUCGGGCUUGAAUGAGUACAGUCAGGGUCACUGUAGCGUUACCUGAUCAUGUAAUUAAAAAACAAACAACCCCUGUCAAUG